Fusarium sp. VM40 is the source of this 549-nucleotide messenger RNA. The record is from the annotation of a GenBank genome assembly. Lineage: Eukaryota; Fungi; Ascomycota; Sordariomycetes; Hypocreales; Nectriaceae.
AUGGCUGAUUUAGCUUAUGAUUACCGCUGGAAAAUGCUGGUCCUUGGCGACUCGCAAGGAGGAAAGUCAAAUCUUGUGAGCCAAUUCGCCGAGGGUGUAUUCGACGCCAACUCGCAGCCCACGAUGGGCAUCAAACCAACUUACAAAUUCACGCAAUGCAACUCAAAGACAAUCAAGGCUGCCAUCUGGGACAUCGCUGGCCUGGAGAAAUACCGCUGGAACAUCAUGAAGAGCCCCCGUUAUCACGAAUCGGUCGGCGCGCUGGUCGUGUACGAUGUCACCAGUCGGGAGUCUUUUGAGAAUGCAGCGCGGUGGUUGGGUGAGGUCCGGGAUCAUGCUGAGCCCGAUACGGUCGCUAUGCUUGUGGGUAACAAGACCGAUUUGAAAAACAGGAGGGUGGUGAAGACGGAGGAGGGCAGAAAGUUUGCUCGUGAAAACAAGACGCUGUUUGUUGAAACUUCGGCUCUCGAUAAGAGCCAAGUUGAUCUUGCAUUUCAGAAAUUUCUGAAUGGUAUAUAUAAACAGAAAUGCACAGAUCAACAGCAGUAA